CUCUGUACUCAUUUCGUUACUUGUUCUUCUGUUCUCAACUGUUGCUGAUGCCUCUAUAAAAGCUACUCUACAAAAGUUACUGAAGUAUUUCUCUAACAUCCUUUGGCGAUUAUAAGAGAAAUAGGAACGCGAGUGAUAAUUCCUUAGUGCAAUCAAUCACCCCACGAUCCACACGUAUUUAAUUUGUAUGGCCAAUAAGACCACAAGAUUUCACCCGCAUGGAAUUUUUCGUAGCGUGGACACCAAGAAUGAAAUUUACGUUAUACUUAUUAUGUAAAAAACUGAAUCAGAAUAUUUUAUGUGAGGACUUUUCCUGAGCUACAAGAAUGAUAUUCGAUUUUAGGGGACGAUUUCAUGGUGAAGGAACAAGGAUCUAACAUCAGCAGUGGUCAAAAAGCAAGAAUCAGUUUGGCAAGAGCUGCAUAUAGGAAUUCAGAUGUAUACCUAUUAGAUGAUUGUCUAAGGUCUUUGGACAUACAUGUUCAGGAAUACGUGUUUAAAGAAUGCUUGCAAAGGUUUAUGACUGGGAAGAUUUGCAUUUUCGUCACCCAAAAUAACAACUUUUUUUAUAAGGCUGACGGGAUACUAUGGAUUGAAAAUGGUGUGGUGCAAAUGAAAUCUCGUGGGGUUAUUAAUGCUGAAAAACAACAUGUGAAGGAACCUGUGAUGGAAGAAAAAUGUGACGUGACACUUGGAGAUUAUGACGAGGCGGAUGAGUCCACUAAAUUAUUAGAUUCAAAACAGAAGCCUAACGUAUACUGCGAAGAAAAAAAGUCGGGGAAGGUAGAAAAAGCAGUUUAUAAGAAAUAUAUAAAACUUGGUGGAGGAUAUUUUCUUGGCGUAUUUAUUAUUUUAUUUUUCAUCGUAACGCACACAUGUAAAAGCUACUCGGAGAAGAUGGUAAGCAACUGGUAAUUGAUGAACAUUCUGAGAAUGGUUCAUGGGCCGACGCUAGGAAUUUUGCUGCAUGAGCUAAAACAUAAAAAAAUCUGACUUAUGGGUGAGAAUAUGUAGGUACAAAUACCUCGAAUUAUAUUACUGAGUUUCGCGCGGUAUCCAAUUUCGUUGUAUGUCAAUAUUCGGUCAUACUUGUGCUCAUAGCAAUCUUUGAU
Messenger RNA from Acanthoscelides obtectus, 1112 nucleotides. The record is from the annotation of a GenBank genome assembly. NCBI's taxonomy places the organism in Eukaryota, Metazoa, Arthropoda, Insecta, Coleoptera, Chrysomelidae.